UUGGCUUUAAAAUUUUACAGCGUAUGGCUCUUCCUGUGACAAUCACUAAGAAAGUUCCAGAAGUCGAGUACAGUAACAUUUUGAACUUCAACACUGGAAAAAAUACCACUAAGACCCCAAAGUUGUUUGAAACUGAUGGUUCCUCAUCACCAGUGAACUACAGAUAGCAUUUGACUACAGACCAGGUGGACAAUGGAGAUUGAUCAGAAUGGGUGAAUUCACUAUGGAUUGGACAGUCCGACACCCUCUUACUUUGAAAGAUAUAGUGUUAAACUUAAAACAGUGGUUAUUUAGAAUCUAGAAAACUGGAGGAACUUUUUACAGCCUCUUCCAUCUAAUCGCAAGGCUAAAAAUGGCCAUGGCAUCAAAAUUUUUGAUAAAAAGAAUGGAAAUGAUUGUUUGUCCCAAGAAUUUGCGAUAAAAUUGAUGAAAGAUAAACCUUAUAGCAUAACAAUCAAACCACCAAAAAUUCAAGAGAACACACCGACACAGCAAAAUAACGUCCCAUUUCCGGUUUUGGAACAGGCAGGAAUCAGAGUUUGUGAGCAGCUUGAUAUCGAUAAAGACACAAGUAAAGAGGACGUUAUUUCUGUGUCUGGUACACAACCUUCUUUCUCCGAAAUUGAUGUUUCCAAUGAAAAUUCCAGAGAUAAUCCGAUAGCAAUCGAUGAUGAGGAGCCGUGUACUUCUUACUCAGGAAUCGGUCACGGAAGUCCUAAAACUCCGUACACUUUCGUUAAGCAAAGUGGUACGUUCACAAAUAGUUUGAAAUUCAAACAAAGGAGAAACAAAGGAAAGCUGUUUCCUUGGAAUAAAAAUAAGCAACUUCAGGGGAAAUCGAAAUUCAGUGUUCAUGUUGAUACACUAGGUGACAAGUACUCUGUGCACCGACGACGAGCGAGGAAUACUUUAACGAAGUCUGCGAGAAUUGCCAACAAAAAAGACGAUUUUGACUUAUCGUGUUCUAAGUGGAAUAUUGUGUUAUUAUCUCGCUACUUCUGUUUCAAGGACUGUGUGGAAAAGUUGGCGUUGAGAGAAAAUACUGACAACGGUGAAGGCGACUUAGACAGGUUAAUAGAAGACUUUAUGUACAGAAUGACGAUUGCUUCGUCUAAUGUCAAACAAAAUGUAGAAAAAACGGAAGAAACACUAAAUUUUAUCUCCCUGUGCAAUACUGAAAUCGGUGCAAGAUUAGUUUUAAAUGAAAUCAUGUUCCCUCUCUGUGCAUAUUUGGGACUUUCGAUUGAAAUUGAAAAGACUGUUGACUGUGUUUUCCUCCCAUGGUCCAGAUUUGACUACAGAAUAGUUAAUUCAGAUGGGGACGCUGUUGGAGCAGUAGAGGCAAAGAGCGCAGGAUCUAUUUGCCAAGAAUCAAUAGCACAGGCCAUUGUACAACUAUGUGUACUUCAAACUGAACACCUUGUCAAAAAAGACACUGACCAAGUUGUAAACACGCCUCUUUUUAAUAUUCUGACAGACGGUAUCCGUUACGUCUUCAUCGUUCUCCGGGGAAAGAAAUUACAGUUUGAACAGGUUGAUGGUAGGGUUUCCGUGAGAGAAGUCAGAUCGUGGGAGGACGUGAAAAAUCUGUACAGGUCACUGGUGACCUUGAUGCGAGAACAAACACUUCCGCCGGAAGUACUCGACCUAUCAGCCAAUGAAAAUGACGUAGAGCUGAUUGAAAUGGCCUUAAUCUAGAAAUAGGUGUCCGGAUAUUUAUCUUCUUAGAAAAGGACCACCAUUUGAAUUUUCUAGGGAACGAAUCGGAAACUUUUAUCUUUUUCAAAUGUUUUGAUCAACAAAUACAAGAGGUGUUGACCUUUCAUUUAAAAACAGACAGACAUGAAACAUUACUUGUGAGGAUUUUUUUUUAUUUUUGCGGAGUCGGUAGUAUUUCAGCCAUAUUUCGGCAGCGUUAUAGGUCUAGGUGAAUAUAAAAAGAGGAGAAAACGUGAAGAGUUACAAUAUUUAAUUUAUUUACAUGUAACAUUUCUUAUUAGGUUACUAGUAUUUUAUUUUAGAGACAGGGAUAGAAAUGUGAUGUUUCUAAACGGAAUUUUAUAUUUAUGACACUAAAUAUUAUCUACUUUUAUACCUCGUAUUUAUUUAAACAAUGUUUUACAUAUAUUUACAAAAGUGAAUGGGAUUAGGCAGCACGCUCAGCCUAUUUCAGUCCUUUAUAUAAUUAUUUUUUUAUGUCUUGAAAAUAAAUUAUUGGUCAUUCUA
Messenger RNA from Saccostrea cuccullata (small rock oyster), 2226 nucleotides. RefSeq lists its product as uncharacterized. The transcript has 4 exons. Lineage: Eukaryota; Metazoa; Mollusca; Bivalvia; Ostreida; Ostreidae. The coding region runs from base 427 to 1698 and encodes 423 amino acids. The record is from RefSeq and is a predicted model, not a curated record.